AUGUUCGUAUUUUAUCUAUCUAUCUAUCUAAUCUAUCUAAUCUAUCUAUCCUAUCUAUCUAUCCUAUCCUAUCUAUCUAUCCUAUCUAUCUAUAUAUCUAAUCUAUCUAUCCUAUCUAUCCUAUCUAUCUAUCCUAUCUAUCUAACUAUCUGUCUAUCCUAUCUAUCUAUCUAUCUAUCUAUCUAUCUAUCUAUCUAUCUAUCUAAGUGUUGUGGCUUUUCUGUACGUAUCUAUCUAUCUAUCUAUCUAUCUAUCUAUCUAUCCCAGACUAUUAAUAUAUUAAUAUGCAUUGAGCAAUGGAUCAACAAUAAAUAUAUGUCUGUCGGUAUAUCUAUCUAUAUAUCUAUCGCAGUCUUUUCGUAUCUAUCUAUCUAUCUCUCUCUCUCUCUCUCUCUCUCUCUCUCUAUAUAUAUAUAUAUAUAUAUAUCAUUCUCUUCAAACACUAGAUCAAUAAUAAUAAUAAUAAUAACGUCUUAUAUUCCAAUCUCUCUCUUUCUCUCUCUCUCUCUCUCUCAUAUAUCUGUCUGUCUGUCUGUAUAUCUAUCUAUAUAUCUAUCUCAGUCUUUUCGUAUCUAUCUAUCUAUCUAUCUAUCUAUCUAUCAGCACAGCUCUUUCUUAUUAAUGUGA
Acanthosepion pharaonis is the source of this 627-nucleotide messenger RNA. The record is from the annotation of a GenBank genome assembly. Lineage: Eukaryota; Metazoa; Mollusca; Cephalopoda; Sepiida; Sepiidae.